CGCCCAGAGAGCCACCUGGACGGAGACGCGGCUGCCCCGAUCGACGCCGACGACGACGUGCCGUGGGGCGGCCUCCUGAUCGAGCCCAGCGCCGAGCACGACGCAGAGCAUCCUGGGAAGCGCCCGCGGCGAUUUCGGAGAAGUGCUUUGUUCCAGGAAGCUUUGAGAGAUGCUGGCGUUGUUGGCAUAGAGCAUCCACCCACUCGUGACAGGCACGACAUACUGAAGCACGCAAGAGAGUGCAAGGCUGCAAAACGUGAUGGCGAACGGGAUCGCCCGUUGGUGGUUCCACGGCCUGCUGAUCUAGCCAUGGCCGUUGCGCCUCCGCCAGCAGUACCAGCAGAGACCAUCAGCAGGGUGCAGGAGAUGGACAUCCGCCUUCGCACACAGUGGCCUCUCGAACCAUGCGUGCGGGAGGUCAUCCAGAACAUUCGCAUGGACAAUGCAGGUCGCGACGAGACAACUACCAAAGUCGCGAGACAUUACUUGGCGCAGAGCGGCUCCCGAGCCAACGUCGAUUUCAGGGUAUCUUCCAAGGUUUCUUUGGCUGCGAACCUCGGGGUAGACCGUAAGAAGAUCUUGUCCACGUUGUACCGCGCUGCGAGCAUGGUCGUGCACGUCGACAGGGGUGUUCGAUUCGCCGUGGAGUCGACGUUGGCUACAACUUUGCACGAUUGCGACCUACUGGUGUACAUCGACGCCAGCAUGAACGACGAGACGUCGCUCAAGCUUGGCCUCCAGCGGCAGAAUGAUCACAACAUCCAGCACACCCACAACCCUGCGGAGGCAUCGACUUCCCUGGCCCUGACCAUGCCAGGGAUGCCAGCGAUGUCUGGAAGAGAGAAGACGACGGCCAAAAUAUUGCAAUCAAGAGAUUCGUGGGGAGUACUUUUCCGCAGACGAGAUGGUCAGCUCGCUGCUUGCUGGGGUCGCUCUAGCACUUGGCUUCAACUUCUUGACAGGACCACUGGGGAAGUCCUGCGCGAGGCCACGUGCCAACGGAGCAGCAUCACACAAUUCUGCGAAAAGUUCAAGAGCAAGACGAGGUUGACAUGCCUUGACAAGGCCGCUUCCAACGAGAAGGCAGAGAGGGCGUACCUCAAGGACCUGAACGAGGUUGCUGGUGGCUGGCAGCGUUUGCACAUCUUCUGCGAGGUGCACUUGGUUGCCUUGGCCCACAAAAAAACUUUCAAGCUGUGCGAUGCCCUCAUCUCGGGGCAAAUACAUUUGGCUCUUUCCAUCAACGAGGGCACGGGGUUCACGAGGUUCGCCAUGUGCGUCAAGAAGGUCGUGAAGGCUCGCAUGCAGCUUUCGCUUGCUUACCUCCCCAACGGUGACUGGCGCAAGAGGGACUGCGUGGAGGUGUACUUACCAGAGAACGCCACGUACGACGAGGACUACGUGAAGGAGGUCAUCUCGGAGUCGUUGACGAGAUGCCUCGUGGGGGCACGCUUCACAGUAUACAAUCGAAGCAAGUGGACCAGGAGCGACUCAGCGUGGGACGAGUUCUGCUUGCUGGAGGGGUGCCACGGCUUGGCAUCGGCCGCGUGGGAACGCUGGUGCCGAGAGGCGCGCGACCUUGCUGCCUCGCAGUUUGAUGGCGCAAACGCGCCGACGGUGCCGCAUGACGCAGCUGCUUCUCUCCUCCACCUGGCCGCGGUGAUGGACGCCCCCAUGUAUGACAGCUCGGGCGACGCCAAUGUGCCCAAGCCCGACGCCGACAAGCACGAUAGUUCCAAACAAGCUCGGGCAAAUGCGCAUCGAGAAGAGCACGCGCUGCAUCGCCGCUUGGCUACGACAUUCUUGCAAAGCGACCCUUUGGGAUGUGCCCUGGUGAUCCGUCAGACUAUGGAGCCGCUCCGAAACCUCUUGAAGCAACACCUCGAACAUUGCGGAGUUCCGUACGCAGAUCGCCAGGAAGCUGCAGCUGCCCAGAGUUGUACCAAUGAGGGUGUACCUGGAGAGGGGCGCGCGUAUCCAAUCGUCGAGAGCGCCAUGGGACAGUUCGAGGCGUCCUUCCACCUUCGGGUCAAGCUUCUCAUGGACCACCCUGCUCUUUGGGUCGACUUGAUCGCGCCCGAGAGACAGACGCUCAGUCUCCGAGGCUUUGCGUUCAGGCUCCUUUCAGCAGCAGACUGCCUCAUCCAGGAGACCCUUGACUUGCACCACAGCACGUUCCCGAUGAAGAUGUUUCGUCUCUUAGGCGGCGCCCAAUCCUCAGACAUCACUUGUUUCCCCCCCUGCAUGUACGACGAUUGGUCCUGGGCAUUCCUGGAGAGAUACCGCGAGGACCCCGAUUUCGUUGACGGCGAUGUGGUUCGGGCAGAGUUGCGUCUCCAUGCGUACUUAGCAGGGGUGAACAUCGCACCUGCGGAGGCAACCCACUCUGCAGUGCGACGGCGGCUCUUCGCCAAGGGCAACCAGACGCACGCUGAGGGCCACGCGGAGCUCAGCGCAGAACACAUGCUGGACAGGGCAAGGCGUUUCGGGAAGGAGUGGGAGUCGACCUGCGAGCCGCAUCACAUCAACCUGGGCGGCCCUUGCGACCCAGAUGAUGACGGCAGUGGCCAGUCGAGCAAGCGCGGUGGCGGCGGAGCCUGGAGGGCUUUCGUUCGGCGCGAGAGCGCCAACUCGACUGGGCGUCCAGACCUGCGAGAAUUGGGGAGGAGGUACCGUGAACUACCAGAAGCCGAACUGGCCGACCUUCGAGUGGUAGGCAAACAUGCUACUGAGCAGUGGCGGGAUGGCGCUAAUGGUACAGCAGUUGGCAGCUCGUUUGGUCUCAGGGCCAAGGACGUCCAACGCGCGCUGCACAGGCAACGUCUGGAAGGCCUUGCGUCGAGGGCCGUCGCCAUUCAGUCCGAGGCCCCCGUGGUUGACACCGCAGUCUUGUGUGACAGCGCCAUCGCCAGCGCUGUGGUUGGACGGUCAUACGCCGAGGAGUUCGACCUCAAAGAGAUUUCCAAGUCUGCUCGUGCAACUUUGCGGUCUGAAUUGAGGGCACUGAAGAAGUGCGAUGAGGACUCGUUCAAGUGCCUGACCGAAUGGCAACGCAUUCAGAAAAUCGACGCCGAGAAGACGCUCUACGAGACCGUGCCUGGCCUUGAGAUCUGCAAGGAGUCCAUCGAUGCGGUUCCGAACUGCCGUCAACACGUCUACACCGUCAAGCACCCGUGCGAGCUCUCCGCCGCGAGCGCGGCAGUGGUGUCGAACUCUACCAGCACCUCGAACCUGAACAAGUAUUUGGAAGAGUUUUGGACAUCGCUGCACAAGCCGAUCAUGCAUCAGGAGUGCCGCCCCAUCGGCAAGGCCCCGAAGGCGCCCAUCAAGCCCCCGUGCUAUACCGUUGGCAGCCGAAAGCUGUUCUUGCACUUGGUCGGCGAAUCGCCGCUCGAGGAGUCGCCUUGGCGCGCUGCGUGCGGCGAGCAAUCGCAGCCUGUCCUGGACGUGUGGUGGCACAUCAGCGCCCACAGCCUGGACCCCUUCAGGGGCACCUACCGCUUCCUCGACUUCUGCUCUGCGGAGGAGCGCUCUGGCGUAGAGGAGGUGUUGCUCAAGGCUACCGACUCCAAGCUGGUUGACUGGGACGCGUUCGCCACGUUAUCACGGGAUGUUUCGUGGGCGUGUGAGUUCUACGUCCUUUGCGAGGGCGGGCGCAUCGUUGACAACUUUCGCCCAGGAGACGUACUGGUUAAGAGGUUAGUUACCGAGCCUGUCCCGUUACCGUUCUGGGGCCCAACGAAGCCCAUUAGUGGGAUGCAUGGCGACACGGACGGGCUUGGCGAUGGAGAUGCAGAUGAUGCAGGGCACCUGGACGACAAGGGCGACGACCACGAGUUCGGGGACGGCGCGAGCGACGAGGAGGGCGACCAUUUCGAGCACGACGUGGGCAGCGACGAGGCGUCCGCUGAAGCGGACAGCGAGGACAUCCGAGGCGCCGAAUGCGUCGACCAACGUGUUCUGGCAUAUGCCCGCUGUCUGCGCGCAAGCUCGAAGUGGCCCCGCAUCCCCGAGGCAUUCGAACUUGCCGCCGCAGCCGAGGGGGGCACUGCCAGCAUCGCGCGUUGGUCGACGCGUUUGUUCACGAGGAUGGACCAGCAUCUCUCGAUGAUGAUUUCUGGUGGGAUUUUCUUUCUCUAUCGGAUGGCGGUGAUUCUGAGCCCCUGGCUGGCGACGAGGGCGACGUGCACGUGGUCAGCGACGACGGCGGAGACGGUGUUGGCCCUCACGAACCUCAUGGGGGUGAUGGCGGUGGCGGGCCCGCAGUUGGCCUUGCAGAUCGCGGGCACGCAGAUGCGUUUUUCAUUCACCCGCACGGCACAGUGA
Messenger RNA from Prorocentrum cordatum, 4326 nucleotides. The record is from the annotation of a GenBank genome assembly. NCBI's taxonomy places the organism in Eukaryota, Dinophyceae, Prorocentrales, Prorocentraceae.